AUGUCCUCUGAUUCCUCUCAUAUUGAACGGUACAUCAGCGACAAUUGCAUUGAGCUGUUUGGACUAGCGGAUCGAAGUAUCAUCGACUAUGUACUAGCGUCAGCUUCCUCCUCCAAAACACCUGAUGCCCUCUUCACUGCCCUCAAUUCUUCCGGUCUGCCAGAUACUGCAUCUGCACACGCAUUUGUGAACGAAGUAUUCCAACGAGCGCCUCGGAAGCACAAACACAAGAAGGAUAGUACACAUCGUCAGGCUGAAAAAGAAGCAAAGGGUCUAAGAACUCAAAAAUUCACAUAUCUCCUCGACGACGAUGGCGGUACAAGUUCGAACCAGAAGCAGGAGAAAAAGGAGAAGCGUAAAUCGGACAAACGGGAGAAGCAGAUUCGAAAACGGGAUUACGACGAGAGGGAUUGGGAAAGCGACGAGGAAGAGAAGGCUAGGAAAAAGCUUAGGGCAGAAGGAGAUUACAAGCAGGAAGAUGUGGACUUGGAGGCGUAUGAGCCUGAGGAGGAUGAAGAAGUCAGGAAAGAAAGAGAACGUUUAGAGGAUUUAAAGGAUCGUGAUGCCUUUGCAGAACGGGUUCGGGAACGUGAUAAAAACCGUACGAAGAAAGUAGUAGAAGACAGGUCGUCGAAACUCUCAGGCGCCGCCGCAGAUGCUGCAAGACGACGACAACUGGCUGACGACUCGGAAGCUCGUGGAGCUGCCAUGCCCUCUCUUCGAAUACAUUCUCGGCAGGAAUAUCUCACUAAACGUGAGCUGCAGCAGAUCGAACUUCUACGGAAGGAAAUUGCGGACGACGAGGCUUUGUUCAGCGGUAUGAAGAUCUCGAAACGCGAGCGGGCAGAACUAGAUCGAAAGAAGGAGUUGUUGAAACUUGUAGAGGAGAGAAUGAAGAUUAACGACAAGUACGAUGGAUACCAGUUGCCCGAAGAUUAUAUCACAGAACAAGGGAAGAUCGACAAAAAGAAGAAGGAGAACGCAUUGUAUCAACGGUACGAGGAUGCCAAACCUAAAGACGACCAGUUCGUCACGGACGUGGAUCAAUGGGAGGCGAGUCAAACUCAACACAGUACAUUCAAAGUUGGAGCCAUGGACAAGCGUGAACUGGUUGACGACUACGACUACGUAUUUGACGAGAGUCAGACAAUACAGUUCAUCAUGGAAAAGGCACCGGAGAAGAAGUUGUCGCCUGCCGAAAAGUUGUUACAAGAACAAAUUGAAGCUGCUGAGAAACACGCAAAAACCAUUGAAGAAACUCGAAAGUCCCUUCCGAUCUACGCCUGGAAAGAGAAGCUCAUUGAGGCCGUUAGGGAACAUCAAGUUCUCAUAGUCGUUGCCGAAACGGGCUCUGGCAAGACUACUCAGAUUCCGCAGUAUCUUCACGAAGCGGGUUUCACAGACGGGGGUAUGAAAGUUGGUUGUACUCAACCGCGUCGAGUUGCUGCGAUGUCUGUCGCUGCUCGUGUCGCCGACGAGAUGGGCACAAAAGUUGGAUACGAAGUUGGGUACUCGAUCCGAUUCGAAGACUGCACCAGCGAUAAGACAGUACUCAAAUACAUGACGGACGGGAUGCUUCUUAGAGAAUUUCUCACAGAACCCGACCUUGCCAGCUACUCUUGCUUGGUUAUUGACGAAGCCCACGAAAGGACGCUAAAUACAGAUAUCCUGUUCGCUCUAGUCAAGCUGGUCUCAAAUUUUGUGAAGGAUAUCGUCCGUUUCCGCCCAGAACUUCGACUAUUAAUUUCUAGUGCAACGCUCAACGCGGAAAAAUUCAGCGAAUACUUUGACGAUGCGCCUAAAUUUUACGUGCCUGGUCGUACCUAUCCUGUUGACAUUCACUACACUCCCCAGCCGGAGGCCAAUUAUCUUCAUGCUGCCAUCACAACCGUUUUCCAGAUCCAUACCACGCAACCCAAAGGUGAUAUACUGGUCUUCCUCACAGGUCAGGAAGAGAUCGAAGCCUGUCAUGAAAAUCUUCAAGAAACAGCACGGACGUUGGGAAACAAAAUUGCGGAGCUCAUCAUCUGUCCUAUAUACGCUAAUCUCCCUAGCGACAUGCAAGCCAAAAUAUUUGAACCUACUCCAGAGGGCGCUCGUAAGGUUGUUCUGGCGACGAAUAUUGCCGAAACUUCGAUCACAAUCGAUGGCGUAGUCUUUGUUAUCGACCCAGGAUUCGUCAAGCAGAACUCUUACAACCCCAGGACAGGCAUGUCCUCUCUCGUUGUUGUCCCUUGCUCUCGUGCCUCUGUAAAUCAAAGAGCUGGUCGUGCUGGUCGCGUCGGACCAGGGAAAGCGUUUCGAUUAUUCACAAAGUGGGCAUUCAAUAACGAGUUGCAAGAAGACACUGUGCCUGAGAUACAACGAACAAAUCUCGCUAUGGUUGUUUUACUCUUGAAGUCCCUGGGUAUCAAUGAUCUCAUUGGGUUCGAAUUCAUUGACCCACCUCCGGGGGAGACAUUGAUGCGUGCUUUGGAGCUUCUGUAUGCUUUGGGUGCGCUCAACGAUCGUGGAGAGAUGACCAAACUUGGACGAAGAAUGGCCGAAUUCCCUGUUGAUCCCAUGUUAUCGAAGGCCAUAAUUUCGAGUGAACAAUAUCAGUGCACCGAGGAGGUUCUCACCAUUAUUUCGAUGCUUUCAGAGUCAGGGUCCUUGUUUUAUCGGCCAAAAGACAAGAAACUUCAUGCAGAUCAGGCCCGUCAAAACUUUGUCCGUGCUGGCGGCGAUCACUUCACCCUCCUCAACGUCUGGGAGCAAUGGGCGGAAACCAACUACUCUCAGCAAUUCUGCUAUGAACAAUUUCUGCAGUUCAAGAGCAUCAGUCGAGCGCGAGAUAUUCGUGACCAACUCGCUGGUCUCUGUGAACGAGUCGAAAUCGUUCCAGAGUCUAAUCCCAACUCCAACGAUAUCACACCCAUACAAAAGGCACUGACUGCUGGAUAUUUCUACAAUACGGCACAACUACAGAAAAGCGGUGAUUCAUAUCGUACACUCAAAACCAAUCACACCGUCUAUAUCCAUCCUUCCUCAAGUCUAUUUCAGCAUCAACCCCCAGUGAAGACAGUCCUCUACUACGAGCUGGUAAUGACAACAAAAUCUUAUAUGAGGCAAGUGAUGGAAAUCAAACCAACUUGGCUACUGGAAGUUGCUCCUCAUUAUUUCCAGCCUGCCGAUCUGGAGCAACUAGCGUCUGGCGACAAGAAGAUGCCUAAGACAGUUGGUGCAUCCACCCAGAAUCCUUAG
Molecule: messenger RNA, 3243 nt
Organism: Lentinula edodes (shiitake mushroom)
Lineage: Eukaryota; Fungi; Basidiomycota; Agaricomycetes; Agaricales; Omphalotaceae
Product: pre-mRNA splicing factor
Exons: 12
Coding region: 1-3243 (1080 amino acids)
Cellular component (GO): catalytic step 2 spliceosome; intracellular anatomical structure
Molecular function (GO): RNA binding; ATP binding
Source: RefSeq, a predicted model, not a curated record